Histoplasma mississippiense is the source of this 834-nucleotide messenger RNA. RefSeq lists its product as hypothetical. Gene Ontology annotation, molecular function: tRNA (cytidine-N3)-methyltransferase activity. NCBI's taxonomy places the organism in Eukaryota, Fungi, Ascomycota, Eurotiomycetes, Onygenales, Ajellomycetaceae. The record is from RefSeq and is a predicted model, not a curated record. Bases 1 to 834 code for a protein of 277 amino acids. The transcript has 3 exons.
AUGGCUCCGUUAGAACUCCAGGGCAAUGAUGACUACGAAGCCAUCGCGCGAGCGGUUCAACCAGUACCCCGCCAUCGAUCCCACGACCCCGCCAACAAUCAGAAACGAACAGAUCCCUUCCAAUUCGGCUCGCGCUAUCUCGAAGAAGGCGACGAUGUUUUUGAAUUCAACGCGUGGGACCAUGUUGAAACUGACGCUGACUACCGCGAGUAUGCAGAACUUCAAUACUUAAGGCAGAAAGAAUCCCCUGUUUCUGAAGAAGCUCGUGACAAGUACAACGCGAACCCUUCCAAAUUUUGGAAUCUAUUUUACAAACACAAUGCGAGCAAUUUCUUCAAGAAUCGCAAAUGGCUCCACCAGGAAUUCCCUAUCCUAACAGAGGUUAUUUUGGAGGUUGGCGCUGGUGCGGGCAAUUCUGCGUUUCCCAUUCUUGCAAAUAAUAAGAAUGAGCAACUGAGGCUGCAUGCAUGCGAUUACUCAAAAAAAGCAGUAGAGGUUAUCCGCAAGGCUGAGCAUUACGAUGAGAGGUAUAUGCAAGCGGAUGUAUGGGAUGUUUCGGCUGAGGGCGAGGAUUCUUUCCCCCCUGGCCUAGGGCCGGACUCUGUUGAUGUGGUCGUGAUGAUUUUUAUAUUCUCCGCCCUUUCUCCUAGUGAGUGGUGCCGUGCGUUGAGGAACAUUCACCAGGUUCUGAAGCCAGGUGGACAUGUGCUUUUCAGGGAUUAUGGAAAGGGGGAUCUCGCACAGAUGCUGGAUGCAGGGCGUUUUCAGAAAAAGAAGGCCAAAUUGCAGUCCAGCACUUCCAGCCCGGAUACCGAGAAAGUUGAGCUUAACUGA